Messenger RNA from Brassica oleracea var. oleracea, 975 nucleotides. Its product is annotated as glutathione S-transferase T3-like. The record is from RefSeq and is a predicted model, not a curated record. The transcript has 2 exons. Lineage: Eukaryota; Viridiplantae; Streptophyta; Magnoliopsida; Brassicales; Brassicaceae. Bases 1 to 975 code for a protein of 324 amino acids.
AUGAAGAGGCAAGCUAUUUCAGAAUCCUCCCCUAUUCCUUUAUUUGGGACGCAAGCAACUAAAAGUUCAAACUUCGAACCAGACAGUCCUGCGGAGAGUAGAGGACGACACACGUGGACUCCAACAGAUGUCAAUGUCCUCAUCAGUGCCUGGUUAAACACCAGUAAAGACCCUGUCGUAGGGAAUGAGCAAUGGUUGGUUGCUUUUUGGAAAAGGAUAGCAGCCUACUACUCGGCUAGUCCCAAGAUCGCUGAGUGUGACAGAAGAGAGUCAUCACAAUGUAAGCAAAUGUGGCACAAGAUCAACGACUUGGUGGGCAAGUUUUGUGGAGCUUUUGAAGCAGCAACUCGUGAGAAAACCAGUGGACAAAACAAGACUGAUGUUCUCAAACAUGCCCACGAAAUCUUCUUCAACAACUACAAAAAGAAGUUGACAUUAGAACAUGCUUGGAAAGAGCUUAGACAUGACCAGAAGUGGUCGGGCAAGUUUUGUGGAGCUUUUGAAGCAGCAACUCGUGAGAAAACCAGUGGACAAAACGAGACUGAUGUUCUCAAACAUGUCCACGAAAUCUUCUUCAACAACUACAAAAAGAAGUUGACAUUAGAACAUGCUUGGAAAGAGCUUAGACAUGACCAGAAGUGGUCUGAUCUUUCUUCGGCUUGCUCUCAAGGAGAUUCCAAAAGGAAGAAGUUAGAAAACGGUUCGCACUCAGCUUGCUCUCUAGCUGAUGAAGGAACGACUCGACCCCCUGGUGUUAAGGCUGCAAAAGCCCGUGGGAAGAAACAACUCGGUGAUGGGAAAGAGCUUGAUGAGUUUCAGAAAAUGUGGAGAAUCAAGCAAGAGGAUUUGGUUAUUAAGGAAAAGCUGUCGAAGAUGAAGCUUCUGGACAGGCUCAUGAUAAAACAAGAACCUCUAGAUGAUGAUGAAGGAGCUCUGAAGAAUAAGUUAAUUAAUGAGUUGUUGCUGUCUAAUUAG